GCAUCGUGUGCUUGUGUCUGUUUAUAUACAACUUCAUUUGGAAGUUGUUAGGAAGUAGAAACACUUUUUUACUAUGUAGAUAUUUGAUAAUAGCGACCAAGGCUGGGAAUAAGGGCAGUUAACAUAAAAUGUCGACGGUUCUUUUAGCUGUCGUCGCUGUUAUAUUGUGUAUACUUUUCCGAAUUCUGAACGUGAACAGUCAGCCUCAAAAACCUGUGAUUUUCGGAAGGGAUAGGAGUUUUAUCGAGAAUAUCCUAUUUAUUUCACCAUUCCUGAGUGAACCGUACACGCCAACGAGAUUAUGGGGUUUUAGUGGUCAUGUACAGACAAUCUUACAUAGCCUGAUAGGGCGCGUAAGAUGCCCAUGGCCUAUUGGAGGUCGUAUAUCACUAGUUCUACCUGAUAGAUCCACACUUACUUACGACCUUUAUGAGCCUGUUGGAUCCGAACACGAAGGUAUAGUUAAAGAUGACGUAACGGUUGCAAUAUGUCCGGGCAUCGGGAACACGUCGGAAAGCGUGUACAUCCGUACCUACGUGCAUUAUUCCCAAUGCCAUGGGUAUCGGUGCGCUGUGCUCAAUCACAUUGGCGCGCUGAACAGCGUUCCUGUCACUGGUUCUAGAAUAUUCUCUUACGGUCACACCGAUGACUACAACUACAUGAUUGAAAAUUUACUUGAUAGAUAUCCCAACACCAAGUUAAUUCUAGUUGGAUUUAGCCUCGGCGGAAAUUUGAUUACGAAAUACUUAGGUGAGGACAGGAAGAGGUCGCCCAAUAUAAUAGGAGGCAUUUCCAUAUGUCAGGGAUACACUGCUAUUGACACGAUGGUGUAUCUACUGCAAUGGCAAAAUUUCCGCCGCUUCUACCUCUACAUAAUGACUGAUAACUACCGUAACAUAAUUACUAGGCACAAGAGAAUGCUUCUAAACCCCGAGAUGAAGAAUCGAUAUUCGCUGGACGAAAAUAUGAUUGUCUCGGCUGGUACUUUGCCAGACUUGGAUGAAGCUUAUUCCAGGCGUGUGUAUGGAUUCGACUCAGUAGCAGAUCUGUAUAAAUGGAGUUCAUCUGCGUUCUACCUGCAUAAUAUUAAAACACCAAUGAUAUUUAUAAAUGCUCGCGACGACCCUAUCGUUCCGGAACCUUUACUUCCACUCAUAAGAGAAUUUGUCAGUUCACACGACAAAUCGAUGUACUUGGAAUUGGCGCAUGGUGGUCAUCUAGGUUUCUACGAAGGAGGUCUUGUAUACGCAAAUCCAGUGAACUGGCUGGAUCGAGCGCUGGUCGGGUUGGCUGGCGGACUCCUAAUGGCGCAUAAUAAAUGCUCGCAAAAGGAUGUUAUGGUAACCGUUACGGAUACCAUUUCAGACGACGAACCCGAUCUCAUCAAAUCCACGACCAUCGUGUAUAGAGAUCCACUAGACAAACCUAUUAAUGUAUUCACGCAUAACUAGCGAAUCCUUGUCGUAGGGGAGUAGAGUUAAAUUUUCCAGUAUCCAAUAGUAUAGACUGUUAUGUAUUAAAACAUUAAUUAAUGCGGGUUCAGCGCGUGUUCAAUUAAAAUUUGACAAAUUAGCCAGUUUUUAUUGAAUACAGUGCCUUAAAAUGUGCUAACAAACAUUAUUAAAUAUUGUGGCCUACCUUAAAAGGUGUUAGCAAGGUUCCUUUUGUUGCCUUAAAUUACAGAAAAGUCAGGAGCCUAAUUUUUUUACAGAAGUAGUAUUAAAUACACGUUGUAAAUAAUUAAACACUGCAUUUUACCACUACUUACUUAUUUCUUCGGCCGCAAUGUUGUACUAGGAGGACUAUACUGUACGGAGUUUGUGAUAUUUUUUCUUUGACCAAUUAUUUUAUAUUUCAACAUAAUUAAUAUGUGUUAGCAUUUAUUUAUGUUUUGUGUUUUUAUAUUAUGGAUGAUUUCAAGUACAAAAUUGUGAAUUGAAGUUGCUUAAGUCUUGCAGCUCUUACACGAUGAAAGCGCGGGUAUGGAAGCGGCAAAAUUAAACACUUUUUUUAGUAUUGAAUCGCGUCUACAUGUUACAAUGAACGAGCGGGUGCGGCAAGAUAGCGCCUUAUGAAUGUACUCCUUAAUUGUAAAUAGGGCCUUAUACAGAUUCCUAACAUUUCGACAAUUAAAGGGAAUAAAGCGAUAAUAUCCAAAUCUAAAUUUUACAGAACCAAAAAACAGUAAUAUUGUCUUCGUCUCUCGUAUUAACAA
Molecule: messenger RNA, 2215 nt
Organism: Hyposmocoma kahamanoa
Lineage: Eukaryota; Metazoa; Arthropoda; Insecta; Lepidoptera; Cosmopterigidae
Gene: Hydr2
Product: abhydrolase domain-containing protein 2
Exons: 7
Coding region: 129-1451 (440 amino acids)
Biological process (GO): acylglycerol catabolic process; sperm capacitation; medium-chain fatty acid biosynthetic process
Cellular component (GO): sperm plasma membrane; sperm flagellum
Molecular function (GO): acetylesterase activity; monoacylglycerol lipase activity
Source: RefSeq, a predicted model, not a curated record